Rotaria sordida is the source of this 2361-nucleotide messenger RNA. NCBI's taxonomy places the organism in Eukaryota, Metazoa, Rotifera, Eurotatoria, Philodinida, Philodinidae. The record is from the annotation of a GenBank genome assembly.
AUGGCUUCAGUUAACAUUCGUUGUAUUCUGGAUAAUCCCUAUGCCGUCAUUGGUGUAGUGAAUACAAAAAGAGCUCGAAUAGAAAUCGAGACCAAGGCGAACGAACAAAAUGCUGCAACUACUAAACGAAAUCCAAUCAAUUUGGUUUUGGUACUUGAUCGCAGUGGUUCAAUGGCAUCAAACAAUAAAUUAGAAUUUGCAAAGAAAGCUGUUAUCUCUGUGCUUAAUUUGCUGCAUGAUGACGAUGUUGUACACCUAGUUGCCUAUGACGACAAUGUCUGGAACGUUUUUGAAAAUGCACGUGCAUCAGCUCGUCAAGUUCUUUAUUCAGUUGUGGAAGGGUUAAAGACUGGCGGUCAAACUUACUUAUCUGGUGCUAUGGAAACAGGUGCCAAUCUUUUUGAAAAAUAUACAUAUCCUGGAUAUUCCAAACGCAUGUUCGUAUUAUCAGAUGGAUUAGCUAAUGUUGGAUUAAGAACAAAAGAAGAAAUUAUGAAAGCUGUUAAGAAAUAUAAUGAAAAAGGAAUUAUAAUUGAUUCAUUUGGUAUUGGUGAAGAUUUUGAUUCAGAAAUUAUGAAAGGUAUUGCUGAAGCUGGAUGUGGUCAAUUCUUUUUUCUUGAAUCAGCUGAAGUCAUCGUUACAUUAAUGACGAAAGCAUUACAGAGUGUUUUCGAUGUUUGUGGAACACAAACUCAACUAAUUAUUCGUGGUCGUAAUAAUGCAAUUGUAACAAAAAUAUGGGGCCAUGAAAACAUUGCAUUAGGUGCAAUUCUUGGCGAUCUUCAUGUCGAUAAUCUUCGCGUUGUUCUUUGUGAUUUUACUGUUUCUGGAACAGUACCUGAAGGUACAGAAGUUGAUAUUCUCGACUAUCAAUUGAAGUAUCAUCGUCCUGGUCAUAUUGAAGAAGAGCCACUAACAAUUACUGGUAAACUAUCAGUAACAUUCGUCAAUGAUGAAUCACUCAUUAAAGAAAUUGAUCCAAGAGUUAAAACCUUACAUGCUGUUCAAGUUGCAGCAGAAAUGGAUGAUAGAAUCGCUCUAUUGAUAGACAGUAAUAGGAGAGAUGAUGCUAUUGCACUUAUUACUGAACAAAUUACUCUUCUGAAACAAGUCGAACAUUUAGAUGAUGGGAAAGGUAUGAUUGAAAUGUUAGUUCGUAUGGCAGAAAACAUGCAAAAUCGAUUGAAAGAACAAGCAAAUGCAUUGGGCAUUGGUCGAGAUGGUCUUACACUAAUCUUUGAAGAUUCAUUUGACAGUGGACCUAGGCUCAAUGGGUCCAUAUGGAGUCCCAAUUAUCCAUGGGGAACAAUUUAUAAUCAUCGAGCAAAUAUGGACCGUCGUCAAGUAACUAUAUCGAAUAAUCAAGUCAACUUAACAGCUCUUGCCAUGCGAUCGACAAGUACAAUGAAUAUUGAUACAGCUGAUUAUAGUCUUGUCGAUCUAGAUUAUACAUCGGGUGCCAUCUAUACGAACAGUCGUAUCAGUUUAACUCGUGGUUUAGUUGUUGUACGUAUGCAAGUUCCACCAGUAACAAGUACUUGGCCAAUGAUAAUGCUCGUCCCAACUGAUCAAACAUUACCUAUGUUGACUAUGGACAUAUUUGAUGAUCGAAAAAAUGUUGGUUACUCCUUUCAAUAUACAUCUCCAUCUGGAUCACGUGCUUCAGUCAGUGGAACUGCACGUUCAUUGACCGAUAAUAGCAAAGAUAUGCAUUCGUAUUCAAUCGAUUGGGGUUAUGACAAAGUGACAUUUUUCUACGAUAAUAUUACAUUAAGAUCAUUUGUUCAAUCAAAUGAAUUGACACAAAUAACUGAAAUGAGAUUAAUUUUAGCAUUGGGUGUCGGUGGUCGAUCACCAUCGAUAUCAUCAUCAAACGCCACCGAUUAUCCACAAAGUCUAUUAAUUGAUAGUGUAGAAAUGUGGUCACCAAAAUACGACGGUCGCUAUACAAUGAUCAAUCUUAAAUCUAAUUUAUCAUUCGAAGUUAAAUCUGGUCAAACACAAGAUCGUGCAUUAAUCGUACAAAAUAAUUAUACAGGUGUUGCAUGGCAACAAUGGGAUAUAAAUUAUAUUGGCAAUAGUUAUUAUAAAAUAAUCAAUGUUCAUAGUCGUAAAGUUGUCGAUGUUCAUGAUUGGCAAACAGAUGAUAAUGCAAAAAUUAUACAAUAUAAAUUUAAUUUAAAAGAAAAUCAAAUUUGGCGUAUCAUGGAACAUGAUGAUCAGACUGUAUCAUUCGUCAAUGUUUGGUCACAAAAAGUAGCUUCAAUUAUCAAUGGUUCUACACAAGCAGAUGCACAAAUAGUACAACGAACAUUUGAUAAUGGAUUAGAUCAGAAAUGGAAAGUGAUACGAUUGAACUGA